Molecule: messenger RNA, 1516 nt
Organism: Tarenaya hassleriana
Lineage: Eukaryota; Viridiplantae; Streptophyta; Magnoliopsida; Brassicales; Cleomaceae
Product: E3 ubiquitin-protein ligase At3g02290
Exons: 5
Coding region: 542-1270 (242 amino acids)
Molecular function (GO): zinc ion binding; ubiquitin-protein transferase activity
Source: RefSeq, a predicted model, not a curated record
UUUGAUUUUUUCUCUUCGUUUGAAAAAAAUUGAAACUUCACCCAUCUUGGGUCCCUCGUCGGUUCGUUGUCUCCAUCUCUCUCUCUCUCUCUCUCUCUCUCUCUCUUUAUGUCGUCUCCGAAUGGGAGAACUUUUCGAGUCACUUCUUUGCGUCUUGUCGUCUCAGUUUCGAUUCUUUGAGCGUUUGCUCUUCUUCCGAAUCUUCUGUAUUUUCUUGAAUUCGUAUUCUUUGUAAGUCUCUAGAGAUGGGUUUCGAUUGAUUCUGAUCGGUGUAAUCUCAGAUGAGUUUUGAUGCAUUUGAAAAGGCUUUACUCGAGCAUUGGUUGGAUCGUUUGCUUGUUAGCUUCUGGCAUCUGUUACUGCAUCUCUGGUCAUUCAGGAAACAUUCAUGCUCGGUCCGAAGGUAACUUGGAAGCUAUGAACCAGCUUGCCUGCCAAAACUUUUAGGGGCAUUGGAGUUCUCUAAAUAGGAAGCUCAGAUUCAUUAUUGGGAAAGGGUAGAGGAGUUUUUGGCAAAAUCUUGGUAAUGGGCUUGAGCUAAAUGAAAUAUUCAGUUCAGAUUAGCAUAAGGAAAGAGAGAAGAGUUGAGAGGAAGAUGGGCUCUAUCAGUUCUUGUUUCCGGGUCGAGGAUUUUGAAGAGCACGUGAAUUCGAGCAGCUCGGUAUAUAGGAACUGCCCAUGCUUGAGAUGCCUUGUUCAUAAUUUCCUUAACGUGUACAUCUUUCCCCGCUCAGUCACAUCUUCCCUUGAAGGUUUCGGGUCAAUAACUUCUUCCACUGCCUCACAUGACAACUUUCUGACCGAUACAUUCCCUUCUACUCCAAGGCCUCUGCCUUAUGACACUGAUCCUAGGUACUUCCUCCCGUCACAACGUGAUUCACUUGUCUCGAGACGUGAGAAGGGCUCAGGCCAUUCCCAUGAGGAAUGGGAACCCUUGAGAAGUGAUAGCAAUGUGGAUUCUGAAUCUUUUGGCCUGGGAGGAAUCGGAAGCAAAUGGGUUAGUAAGUCUGUCCCUGAAGAUGGGUCCAAAGAAGGGUACUCUAAGUCCACGCUCAGAAUCAUGCAAUCAAAGACGACGGCUGGUAACGAGACAAUGUAUGUAUUGUCUGAAGAUGAAGAUGUCUGUCCAACGUAUCUCGAAGUGGAGAACCCCAAGAUUGUUACCAAGUGUUCUCACCAUUUCCACCUUGGCUGCAUUUACGAGUGGAUGGAGAGAAGUGAAAACUGUCCUGUUUGUGGAAAGGUGAUGGAAUUCAACGAAACACCGUGAUCACUGGCCUUUGUCGGCCCGGGAAGCGUAGAUUUGCUUUGCUUGUGAAUAUUGUUCGAUCCUAAUGGUAAACAUGAAGAGAGAAAAAGAAUGUUUUCCAUGCCAAAUGAGGAAACCUCCCAAAAAACAAGGAACCAAGAACAAAAAACUCUUGGUAUGUAUUUUUUGGUUGUGGGUAUUUUCAUGUCAAACUAAAAUGAAUGUAAUCUAUUGAAUUAAAGUGUGGAAUUAAAAAACAUAUAGAUA